UGAUUACUUAAUGUAUCCAUCAACGUCUUAAUUUGCAUUUGCAUGUCAACCAAGACUUGAGUAGCGAGUGCAACCAAUACUUUGUUUCUUGCUUAAUUUUUAGAACACAUUCUACCAUAUUCCAAUUUUGUCUUUCUGCAUUUGCAACUUUGUAUUUCAAUUUUGAUUGAUACUCCUGGUACAUGAUUGGAGUAACUAUGAAAAGAUUCAAAAAAACCUCCAAUGAUCAGCUAGUUUCUUCCGAUCGAGAAUCCAGUAUCGUUCUAAAGAUUGCAGAAUCGAAAUGGGGUCUCAAUCCUAUGACUCUUAUGGCUUUUUUCGUAGUAUCUUUGAUGGUUCUGACUCUUGUAUUCUCAGUUGCCAUAGUUUCUGGGAAGUUACCUUCUGAUUGCUUGUGGACUUUGGCUGAAGCUAGAUUUUUUCAUGUUAAACCUUCAAAAGUUUCUGAAGAUGAUAUUCCUCGGCCAGUGAUAAUGCCAAAAGAUAAACUAUUAGGUGGCCUUCUUCCUUCUGGAUUUGAUGAAACAUCUUGUUUGAGUAGGUAUGAAUCACUCUUAUAUAUCAAAGGUCUGCGCCAUAAGCCUUCGUCUUAUCUUAUCUCGAGGUUAAGAAGAUACGAAGCUCUACAUAAGCAAUGUGGACCAUAUACAGAAUUAUAUAACAGAACUGUCGACCUUAUAAAAUCUAGUGAUCAAUACAGUGCUGCUUCUUCAGUUUGUAAUUAUGUGAUUUGGGUAUCCUUUAGUGGUUUAGGGAACAGAAUACUAACCUUAACUUCUGCUUUUCUUUAUGCUCUUCUCACAAAUAGAGUCCUUCUUGUUGACCCCCGAGUUAAUUUACCUGACUUAUUCUGUGAACCUUUUCCUCAAGUUUCUUGGUUGCUUCCCUCAGAUUUUCCCAUACUUGAUCAGUUUAGUACCUUUAAUCAGAAAUCUCCACUUUCUUAUGGUUAUAUGGUGAGAAACAAUAAGUCAAGAAUACAUCCUUUCAUGUACCUUCAUUUAAAUCAUGACUAUGAUGCUCAAGAUAAAUUAUUUUUCUGUGACACUGACCAAACUUUUCUCAAGAAAAUCCCUUGGCUAUUUGUGAAGUCAAAUAACUAUUAUGUUCCUGCUCUUUUCUUGAUCCCAUCUUUUGAGCAAGAGUUAAACAAUCUUUUUCCAGAGAAAGGAACUGUCUUCCACUUUUUAGGUAGGUACCUUUUCCAUCCCACAAAUACUGUAUGGGGGCUUAUUACUAGGUACUAUCAAGCUUAUUUGGCCAAUGCAGAUGAAAAAAUAGGGAUUCAAAUUAGAGUCUUUGAUUUAGGUGCAGGUAAUUUUAAGUAUGUAUUGGAUCAGAUUUUAGCAUGUACAACAAAGGAGAAUCUACUGCCACAGGUUAACCAGAAUGAGCCUAUAGUCAAUUCAUCUGAAAAGCCGAAGACUAUAAGUGUAUUGAUGACAUCUCUAAGUCCAAGAUAUUUCGAGGAGAUCAGGAACAUGUAUUGGGAAAAUCCUACUGUAACAGGAGAGAUUGUUAGUGUUUACCAGCCAAGUCAUGAGGAGCAUCAACAAACCGAGAAGCUGAUGCAUGACAGGAAGGCAUGGGCGGAGAUGUAUUUGCUGAGUUUAACUGACAAAUUGGUUACAAGUGCAUGGUCCACUUUUGGAUAUGUAGCUCAGGGUCUUGGAGGUUUGAAGCCCUGGAUUUUGUACAAGUUUGAGAAUGGGACAGUACAUAAUCCGCCUUGUUUUCGCGAUAUGUCUUUGGAGCCAUGUUAUCAUUCCCCUCCGAAUUAUGACUGCAAAAAGAAAACAGCAGGUUAUAACACAGGUAAUGGUGUUCCUCAUGUGAGACAUUGUAAGGAUAUGACCUGGGGGUUGAAGCUAUUUGAUCGAAAUGGUGAACUGUAACAUGUUUAGAAUAAGGGAAGAACAAUUGUCGCAUGAUUAAAAAUUAUAACUUAUUACAAGAUUCUUUCAUUGA
This is a messenger RNA of Nicotiana attenuata, 1968 nucleotides long. RefSeq names its product galactoside 2-alpha-L-fucosyltransferase-like. Gene Ontology annotation, molecular function: galactoside 2-alpha-L-fucosyltransferase activity. The record is from RefSeq and is a predicted model, not a curated record. Gene Ontology annotation, biological process: cell wall biogenesis; xyloglucan biosynthetic process. Gene Ontology annotation, cellular component: Golgi apparatus; membrane. The transcript has 2 exons. Lineage: Eukaryota; Viridiplantae; Streptophyta; Magnoliopsida; Solanales; Solanaceae. Bases 183 to 1895 code for a protein of 570 amino acids.